Molecule: messenger RNA, 7791 nt
Organism: Zea mays
Lineage: Eukaryota; Viridiplantae; Streptophyta; Magnoliopsida; Poales; Poaceae
Product: ABC transporter I family member 1-like
Exons: 7
Coding region: 172-849 (225 amino acids)
Biological process (GO): cytochrome complex assembly
Molecular function (GO): transmembrane transporter activity; ATP hydrolysis activity; ATP binding
Source: RefSeq, a predicted model, not a curated record
CAAUACCUGCCCUCCUCGGGUCCUUCCAACCUCGGCCUCUCCGCGCCCGCCGCCACAUUGCCAUCGCCAUCGCCGCCGCAUCCACCCACGGGCCCACCAAACGACCUCGCUGCGCCCACCCGUCCGCCCCCAUCUAGCUCAGCGGUCCCGCACAACCGACCACUCGGCAGAAUGCCGCCGCUUCGGCCUCCGCCGCCGCGGCUCCUGCUCAACAACGUCUCGUGCAUGCGGAACGCGCAGACGGUGCUCCGCGACAUCAACCUCAGCGUCCACGACGGCACAGCCCUCGUCCUGACCGGUGCGAACGGCUCCGGCAAGACCACCCUCCUCCGCAUGCUGGCGGGCUUUUCGCGUCCCUCGGCGGGGGAGAUCCUCUGGAAUGGUCACGACAUCACCUCCCCGGGCGUUUUCCAGCAGUACAAGCUGCAGCUCAACUGGAUGUCGCUCAAGGACGCCGUCAAAGAGAAGCUCACGGUGCUCGAGAACGUCCAGUGGUUCGAGCUCCUCGAGGGGAAGGACGGCAGCAGGUCGGGCCCAGCCAUCGAGCUCAUGGGCCUCGGCAGGCUCAUGAACGAGAAGGCCAGGAUGCUCUCCAUGGGGCAGAGGAAGCGGCUGCAGCUCGCCAGGCUGCUCGCUAUCGACCGACCCAUCUGGCUGCUGGACGAGCCCUCAGUCGCGCUGGACGCAGAGGGUACCAGGCUGCUUGAAUACAUUAUCGCAGAGCAUCGGAAGAAGGGUGGCAUCGUGUUUGUGGCCACACAUCUGCCCAUUCAGAUUGAGGAUUCUAUGUCGCUUCGGCUUCCGCAGAGGUUUCCCCGGAGGAAGACGCUGGUUGAUCUUGUCCGCUGAUGUCAAUGUGAGAUUGUGAGCACAGGAAUUUAGCUGUAUCUCUCUAAUUCCUCUCCAGCUAUCUGUCUGAUUGCUGUUGGAGCAAUUACUCUGGUGCUGCAUUUGUCAUCCUAUUUUUGACAACAUGGCAACACAUUGUCGAUGUUGAUAAUCUGUAGGGGUCUUUGUGAUCACCGAUUCGAUGCAUUGGCCCAUGUAUUUGGGGACACUAGAAAGCAUUUGCCAUGGCUGAUAUAUGUAUGGCUGUUCUUUGUGAUCAUGGUUUUGAUGCAUUGACCCACUUAUAUAUAUGGCACUUGCUUGCAGAAACUCUGUUAGCUGUUCAAUGUCUUGCAGGUUUUCUCAUGCCUUGCAUAUCCAUGUGAAGCUUCAAGUGUUGGAGACUGGGAAACUUGACCAAAUAUGGGGAGACCUCUGGACAGGAUCAGAAUUAGAUGUCUGAGUAGAGUGUCUGUUUUCUCACAUUAUUGUGCAUUGACUAAGGAUGUUAGAGUGGACGCACUAACCAGUUCGAUACAAAAGCUUAAGCUGAUGAGAGAAGAUAGUUUAUCCACCUAUACACUUCAACACCCCCACUCACGUGCAACCGGAGAGAAAGGCGCAAGCGCAAACGUGGAAAUAAAUGGGUGGAAGCACAAAUAAAGACUCUGCCGGAAUUUGAACUUGAGACCUCUGGUUUUGAUACCAUGUUAGAGUGGACGCAUUAACCAGUUCAACGCAAAAGUUUAAGCUGUUGGGAAAAGGUAGUCAAUCCAUUUAUACACUUCAACAUAGGCCAUAUUGACAAAGUUUGGAGCCCACUGGACAGAACUAGAUAUACAUUAUGCAAGAGAAAAGAAAGCCAAAGAACAAGAUAAAUCCUACAGAACAUUGCAUAUUCAUUGCUGUGUUUCUGUGAUUUCCACCUGAAAUUCUUUACGUGGUUACUGCCUUGCUGAUUGCUGUAAGAAAAGAGCAGUGAAUGCAGCAGAAGUCUCUAGGGACCAUUGGAGGUGCUCUAUGACCCCAUUCUGGUGGUAGCUGGUCCACUAUUCAAGACAAGGAUAUUUACCUUAAUUAUGUUUUUUGUGGAAGAAAGAGAGAGAACUCGUUUGAUCGGAAAGGGAAAUUCCAAGAUCCAAAGAUAUACAAGUAUUAGAUAGCAGAAAGAUGGAAAAUAGGUUUCGAACAAUAAGAGAGCUGGGAUCCAAGGGAAAAAGAAGCAACCCACUGGUGCUUGAAGAGUUUAUGUGGGAAAAUGAAUGGGUUGAAGAAAAUAAUGAAGCUGAUGGUGAUAGCAGCAUAUGGCAUGCUGUGGAUGAGGCGUUAGGGGCAACUCAUGCUCUCCAAGGCAGAAAUUUGCCAAGAUUAGCUGCUGCAGGUGCUGCUUCAAGUUCUCGGCCUCAACGAACCUAUGUUAGGACAAGGAAGCGUUCAAGAAAUGCAGCAGCACAAGAUAUUGGAGAAGAUGAUAGUGAUGCUCAAGAAGAUGGUAAUGCUACAACAGAUGCAGAAGAACAACAAGAACAACCACUAGAAGCAACUAGAGAUAUGGACCAAGAUGAAUCUGAAUCUGGAGGAGGGAAAGCUGCUGCUAAUGCUUUUUGCUUGGAUGCUGAUCUGCUCUAGGUAGCAGACUAGCAGGUACUCUAUAUUGUUUCACACUUUCACUUAUGUUGCAUUCACUUCCAAUUGAAAGCUGCUACUGUUAUAUUUCAGUAAUUCACUUCCGAACUUCCAAUUUAAUUUCAGUUCUAUAUGGCUUAUAUGCCUAGAAAUACAUAUAUACAUAUAUAUAUAUGGCUUAUAUGCCUAGGAAUAUACAUAGGACGACUAGGGACGACCAGAGGCCCACCAGAACCGAUUAGUCGCCCUAAUCGCGAUUAGGCGCCUGGUCGGUCCUGUCGGUCGACUAGCUGGUCGCCCGACUAGCUGGUCGCCCGACUUGAAAUCAGUGGUUCUAUAUGGCUUAUAUGCCUAGAAAUACAUAUAUACAUAUAUAUAUGGCUUAUAUGCCUAGGAAUAUACAUAGGACGACUAGGGACGACCAGAGGCCGACCAGAACCGAUUAGUCGUCCGAUUAGUCGCCCUAAUCGCGAUUAGGCGCCUGGUCGGUCCUGUCGGUCGACUAGCUGGUCGCCCGACUUGAAAUCAGUGAACGACAAGAAUAAAUAAUUACCUUGUCAAGAGACCACUAAUUUUACAAAUGUGUUCAUUUUGAUGUAUGCAUAAUGAUUUCUUACAUCUGAUAAUGUGUACAAGUGACAAUGUUUAACAUUAAUAACAAAGAACAUAUGUCUUAAUUAUAAUUUAAAUGGGGAUGGGGAUCCCCGCUGGGGAUUUAUCCCCAUGGGAAACGGGGACGGGGAAGAAAUGUUCCCCGCAAGCGUUCGUGGGGAUCCCCGCGGGAAUUUUUUUUGUCGCGGGGAUGGGGAUGACGAGCUAUUCCUCGGCGGAGAAUUCUCUGUUGCCAUCCCUAGUCAUGGCGAAUCACUUUCCUACUCCACGGUAAGCAAUAAGCAUGUCUUUGUGCCAGCGUGGCCUAACUUGUGCCAGCAGGAGCUUGAGCAGGCCCAUACCACCGACCACGAGGUGAUACAGAAGACCCUCCAGUGGCUGCACACAAAUUUCUACAUCCCUCACGACCGGGCGUUAGACUAGGAUUAUGUUCACGCGUGCGUCUCGUGCCAACACAACAAGAUGCUGACCUUCAGUCGCUCGACGUGCUGCCCCAGGUGUGGGCCGACAUCUCGAUGGACUUCAUCGAGGGCUUCCCUAUGGUCCACAGGAAGUCUGUCAUUCUUACCGUCAUCGACUGCUUCUCCAAGUAUGCGCACUUCAUUGCCUUGACCACCCAUACACAACUGCCUCAGUCAUCCACGCCUCCUUCGAGGGCGUUCUUUGUCACGUCGGCUACAUGGCUUCCCUUCCUACAUCUUCAGCGACCGUGACCUGAUGUUGACCAAUCGCAUGUGGCAUGACCUCUUCAAGAUGGCUAGUGUCAAGCUCUGCUUGAGCAUGGCGUUCCACACUUAGGCAGUCGACUAGUAGGAGGUCAUCAAUGGUGAUUGCCAUGUACCUCCAUUGCGCCAUAGUGGACCGUCCACACAUAUGUGUUGACUAGCUUCCUUGGAUGGAGUAUUGCAUAAUACUUUUGUCAGUACCCUGGAAAUGGGGUACCCGUUACUACAGUAGGAAGGUGUUGUAUCCAUGCGUCUAUCUUUAGUCGCAUGGCGAACAACACAUGACCCCACCACGUGGACGACUCCAGGGCCGCCACGUGGCCAGGAAGGACAAUAUACUCCAAGGUGGCGACAGUGGGUCCGGACCCCCACGGGAAAAUGCCGGAUCCCCGGAUGCACAGCCCGAACCUCCGGGCGAGGUUCAAGACCUCCACAGGUACAAACCAGACCCCUGGGACGGGUCCCGGACCCCUCGGGAGGGGUCCGGGCUACUCACAGUAGGGUCCCGGGAUUCCAAGGCAAAGAAUACCCAGGCCUUAAUCAAGGCCAGGUGGGGGUCCGACGCUGACACGUGUCCGGCCUAUACCGCGAGCACUCCCACUCCCCGCUCAGGCGGAGGCCUGGUGCUGCCACGUGGCCUUCUGCCCGUGACGUGAGCUCACGGGCGGAGCCUGACGUAAGGCCUCUGGGCCGCACGGCGCCGCAUUUAUCGCGGAUAAGACGCGCCGCCUGGCAGGCGAUGUGCCGCCUCGGCAUUUAAUGCGCCCUGUCCACUCCGCCUGGCAGGUGAUGUGCCGCCUCAGUAUUUAAUGCGUCUUGUCUACUCUGCUGACGGACAGUGGCCAGGCCAUCCUGCAGGCGGCGUGCCCGUUCGCUCCGGUGGCAUGCACUACGCCCGUACUGCGGCAUACACUGUACUCAUCAUCACUCGUACGUUGCCAGUGAAGCUUUCGCUGCACGCCGAUACUACGCAGGCUGCGGAUAUCAGGGCGCAAGGAGAUUGCACCGGCGACCAGCACUAGUUGCUCCAAGUAUUACAUCUGUUAUAUCCCUAGGCCCGCAUGUCGGGGCUCAACACCCUUGUACGUGCCCCCCUUCAGCUAUAAAAGGGGAGGCACGCAACGUUACAACACAGACACACUUAGACCCAGCUCAGGCUCACAAGUUCACACAAGCUCUAUACAUCACACAGUGGAGUAGGGUGUUACGCUCCGGCGGCCCAAACCACUCUAAAUCCUUGUGUGUUCUUGUGUUCAUUCAUCGCUUAGCAGACAAGCAAAACGCUUAGGCCCCUCCUCAUCUUAGAAUUUAGGGCGGGUGUAUUCCGCCACUCGGCCGGAGAAUUUCCUCUCCGACAACUUUGUUCCACAUGGCUCUCCAUACUACGCCCUUCUAGGUGGUGUAUGACCGAUCUCCGUUGCCUCUAUUUUCGCACGCUGCAGGAGCAGCUCAGACAGAGGCAGUGAAUGCCCUCUUGCGCGACCGCGAUGCCUUUUUCGUGCAGGUUUGCGAGCAUCUUCUCCGGGACCAAUAGUAUGCCAAAUGCUACUAUGACAACCGCUAUCGUGAGCUUGCGUUCGCGGUGGGUGAUUGGGUGUAGCUCCAUCUCUACCGACUAACACACCUGCUGAAGUUCUAGCCCAACAUGCUUGGGCCAUGUUUUGGUAGCCUCUUCUAGGUGUUGGAGCACGUCAGAUGGCCUAUCACCUUCAUCUUCAAGAGGGCGCUCGUCUCUACGACAUGUUCCACAUGGGGCUGCUCAAGCCGUUUCACGGGGACCCUCCAAUGACUCCACCUCUCGUGUCACCCGUACAAGAUGGUCGAUUACUGUCUAUGCUAGAACGUGUGUUGCGUGUCUAGCUACGCAGGGGUGCCUAGCGCGUUCGCAUUUAGUGAAGUGGCCUGUCCAGCUACGACACCAUAUGGGAGCCGCUUCAACACUUUAAGGACCUCUACCUCGACGUUUAGCUCGAGGAUGAGAUGUUCGAAGAGGCGGGGAAGAUGUUAUGACUGGCGUCACGUAUAGGCGAGGGUCGCGCCAGUGGUUAGGCCAUGUCAGUAGUUAUGAGCGAAAUGAGUAGGAUUUUUCUUAGACCGUGUCCAGCAAGUUACUCAUAUGGUCACCCAAAACACUUUUGCACUGUAGACUGCAAUGUUCGUAGAGUAGAGUUUGAAAUAGGAGAUGAGAUAAAAGAUAGGAUGUGUAAGCUGAUGGAGAUAGUUCACUUAGAUAUUUUGCAUUGUUUUCAUAAACCUCUAAGUAGUUUUGGAAUAAAGCAAUUAUUUUCGGCGGCCAGGUCAAGCCGUCGAAAAUAACAAACAAUUUUCGACGGCGAGGGAUGGGCUGCCGAAAAUAAUAUAGGCCGAUGUUGUGCAAGCAAGCAAUUGCCUUGCUUGGCCUCAAGGGUUCGUCUCCCACAUCUCUCCCUCUUGCUUGCCUGCUCCCUGUGCGUGACUACAGCUCCUAUGCGCCGCCGAGGGUACAAGCCCCUGCCAUCGAUCUCCUACCCGUACAACCUACGCAGUCGUAGUAGGAUCUCGGAUCCUACCAGUAGCCAACCGUAUGCAUAUACAUAUACUACAUAUCUGUAAUGGUGUAAUCACUAACUAGUAGAAGAUGCAUAUGAAGGACAGUCUCCUUUCCUUGGACUAAACAAACAAAUCUAAAUUAGUGAGUUUAUGAAUAUAGGUAUUGUGAUCAGCGAAGAUGGCCAAGAAAGCAUGCCGUGUGGGCUACAGUUUCUGUAAAUACGUGAAAAGACUUGAUAAAUUUUUGUAAUGCUGCUUGUAAUAAAUCUAGGUCAAUUUUAUUCUAAACCAUUGAUGGGCUUCGGUGUAGCCUGUUCGCUUGACUUUAAUCCGUAUCGGCUUCUAUUGCUUGUACAGUGUUUUUAUCUCUAUAGAUUACAGCUGUAGCAAUCAAACCGGCUUUAGUACUCGGGUCAAUUGAUUAGCCAUCACUUUCCACAGUCAGCCCAGGUGCUUUAAGUUUUUGUACCUCCCACAUCAGUUUAAUUCUGAUGUUAUCUGUACAAUGACAAUCUGCAUGGCAGUCCUUUUAACUCGUAAGACGUUACAAUUAAGAAGUCCAAUAAAUUAUGCAACUGAUGUCAGUUAUUAUGGCUCGUGAAGGAGUUUCGUUUGUGUCGACAGGACUUGUAGAAAACACUUGCAUCCAAGGAAAGACAGCGAGGGGUGAUGGGAAAGGACUUUGGAAGCAUGGCCCGUGCUGCUCUGAACAAGAGGAAUGUGAAAAAGAAAAGGAAGAUCACAAUAAGCAGGCUCUCUCAUAGCAACAGUCAACAAAGAGAAGGGAACCCUCGCGCAAGGACUCUCCGGUCCGACGGGCGCAGCUGGACGGGGCCCUGCAUUGUUAAAUGUGUGCUUGUCUCGUUGCUCAGAUGGUCAGUAUAUGGGUCCAUGCACACAUGCCCGAAGAUUGAUGCAGUGUUGACGGUGACCAGUGACAGUGAGCCCCCCAGCGCGCAGGCAGGCAGGCAGGCGUGCAGCGUCUUUGAAGUGAGGAAUUGAAAUGGAGGAGAGGAGAAGCCGGGUGUCACUGGCACUGGGCAUGCAGGCGAGGCGAUCUUGUGGAAGCACGUUCGGGUGUGUGUACUGGAGAUCUGGAGAGAAGGCGAACCAACUGAUGAACUGAAUUUGCGGACAAAUCUGGAGGCCAAAAGGCGCCAUUGGGGUCCCGAUUGGUUGGAAGACGACGGCAGCUUUCUGUGGAUUGGUGUGUUCCUUCUUGCCCAGGGGUGUUUGUUGGUUGUUACAGGCGGCACGGUGCGUGACCGAGUCUGGUCUGAUGUGCUCUGGCGUGCAGGAGGGUGUGAGAUGACCGACCGUCGGAAGGAAGGGCCUCUCUCUCUGGUCACUGCAGCAUCUCCUCUGUACUAAAAUGAUAUAGUUCUAGAUUUGGAUUGAGUCAAACCUUUUAAAUUUUAACUAAAUUUAAAAUUAUUAUUAUUAUUUAUGAAUAUAAGGGUAUUGUUUGGUA